AUGACACCCAACGGUAAUGACGGGGCUAAUUUGUGGAAAACAACAAUUAUAGUCAGCACAUCACUUCGGAACCAUGACGCUACAAGAAUGCUCGGCGCGCAGCAGCAUCGCAUCCGGUUUUCAGACAGCGUCGAGCCAGGGGCCUUGGUCUUCCCUUUGUCAGGCACUGCAUUUCUGAUCGUCAACCCACAAGAACUUCCAGAAGGGCUUGAAGAAUCAGAUGUUUUUGAUAGGAUUAAGAAGUUUGUGCAGGUCCACCGCAACAGUUUCCUUCUUCUACAAGCCUCUUUUUAUGGGAAGAAGGAAUUGGAAGCCUUGUCAGUGAUUCAACACAGAUUCCUUGGCAGCAGUCUCCGGGUCCUACCUGUUCGUAACCAUGCCGACGCAGUCAAGGGAAUGCUGACCAUCGCUAAGGCGACCAGUAAGCCGUAUGUGGAGAGAGUGAGAGAGAGGAUUUCUCAGGCCCGGGCGCAUAUCAUAGAGAGCAGCUCAAUGUGGGAGAUUCUCAGAGACCAAAUGCUCAGGUGA
This is a messenger RNA of Hypomesus transpacificus, 528 nucleotides long. Its product is annotated as protein SPO16 homolog. The coding region runs from base 1 to 528 and encodes 175 amino acids. Gene Ontology annotation, biological process: reciprocal meiotic recombination; synaptonemal complex assembly. The record is from RefSeq and is a predicted model, not a curated record. The transcript is spliced from 5 exons. NCBI's taxonomy places the organism in Eukaryota, Metazoa, Chordata, Actinopteri, Osmeriformes, Osmeridae. Gene Ontology annotation, cellular component: chromosome.